AUGAGCCUGGAGCCCCCCAAGCUGGAGCUCAAAUCGGCCACCAGGGUGACCGGGGGUCCUGCCACUCCCCGCAAGGGACCCCCCAAGUUCAAGCAGAGGCAGACGAGGCAGUUCAAGAGCAAACCCCCCAAAAAGGGGGUGCAAGGGUUCGGUGACGACAUCCCAGGCAUGGAGGGGUUGGGAACAGACAUCACUGUCAUCUGUCCCUGGGAAGCCUUCAGCCACCUGGAGCUGCAUGAGCUGGCUCAGUACGGAAUCAUUUAG
Cinclus cinclus is the source of this 264-nucleotide messenger RNA. It is a transcript of the gene PDE6G, whose product is annotated as phosphodiesterase 6G. The transcript is spliced from 3 exons. The coding region runs from base 1 to 264 and encodes 87 amino acids. The record is from RefSeq and is a predicted model, not a curated record. Gene Ontology annotation, molecular function: 3',5'-cyclic-nucleotide phosphodiesterase activity; cGMP binding. NCBI's taxonomy places the organism in Eukaryota, Metazoa, Chordata, Aves, Passeriformes, Cinclidae. Gene Ontology annotation, biological process: visual perception; positive regulation of epidermal growth factor receptor signaling pathway; positive regulation of G protein-coupled receptor signaling pathway. Gene Ontology annotation, cellular component: photoreceptor outer segment membrane.